AAAUACGGACCAUAUAUGUAUCACUCUAUUGCAUCUCUGUGUAGUCUGAUAACACAGAAAUGGGGACUGAACAGUACAGACCCUUUACUGAAACUCAUGUCUUAGCGCUUCCUUUGCCAUUCCAAGGCCAUAUAAAUCCAAUGCUUCAAUUCUCUAAGCGUUUAGCCUCUAAAGGGCUCAAAGUCACACUACUCUCCUUCAUUGACAAGCAAAUAACAAGAACCAAACAUGGCUCUGUUAAUAUAGAGUUCAUCUCUAGUGAUGGUAAUAAAGAAGAUGACUAUUUCCAGAACUUGAAGUCUAUAGUGUCAAUAAAAUUGCCGGAAAUCGUCGCUAGAAAUGGCGAGUCUGGUUACCCUGUAAGUUGUCUUCUUUAUGACUCUGUAAUGCCAUGGGCUUUAGACAUAGCAAGAGAGCUUGGGCUCUUUGGUGCUUGUCUCUUUACACAGUCUUGUGCUGUCAGCACUAUAUACUAUAAAGCUCAUGAAGGGGCGCUGAGUACUCCUGUUGAGAAGGUUCCUGUGUCGAUAGAAGGGAUGCCAUUGCUUGAUCUUUAUGACUUACCAAGUUUCUUUUUUGAUUUGGAGAAUUACCCUACUGUUUUAACUCUUUUGGGUAAUCAGUUUUUGAAUACUGGGGAUGCUGAUUGGGUAUUUUUCAACACUUUCUGUGAAUUGGAAGAUGAGGUGAUAAACGGUAUGAUAGCAAGGAAAUUCCCAAUAAAACCAAUAGGACCAAGUAUUCCAUCAAUGUUCUUAGACAAGAGAAUACAAGAUAACAAAGAUUAUGGUCUGAACCUCCACAAGCCUAAUAUAGAAAAUUACAUGAAGUGGCUAGACUCAAAUGAAACUUGCUCAGUAAUUUAUGUGUCAUUUGGAAGCCUAUGUGUAAUGGGUGAAAAGCAAAUGGAAGAAAUAGCAUUUGGCUUGAAGAGAAGCAACCAUUAUUUCUUAUGGGUAGUAAGGGAAUCAGAAGAAGAAAAGCUUCCAAGCAAUUUUGUGGAGGAGACAAUGGAGAAGGGCAUGAUUGUAACUUGGUGUAAUCAACUAGAAGUUCUAGCCCACAAGUCUACAGGCUGCUUCAUGACUCACUGUGGGUGGAACUCAACAAUGGAGGCUUUGAGCUUGGGAGUGCCAAUGGUGGCAAUGCCUCAAUGGUGCGAUCAAACUACUAAUGCAAAAUUUGUUGCUGAUGUGUGGAGGACAGGGGUUAGGGUUAAGGUUGAUGAAGAAGGAAUCGUCACGAAAGAAGAAAUAGAGAUGUGUUUAAAGGAAGUUAUGGAAGGAGAGAUCAGAAAAAAUUGUGAGAAAUGGAAGAAACUUGCUAAAGAAGCAAUGGAUGAAGAUGGAAGUUCUGAUAAGAAUGUUGAGGAAUUUGUGGCAAAAUUAAUGCCUACUUCACAAUAGGGUUGUUCAUAUGUGUGUGUAUAGUUACUUUAAUUAAAAUACAUUAGCUAAUGUACAAGUUAUGUGAAUCAAUGACAGAGUCACGCACCAAAGUUAGGAGA
Messenger RNA from Jatropha curcas, 1507 nucleotides. RefSeq names its product mogroside I-E synthase. Lineage: Eukaryota; Viridiplantae; Streptophyta; Magnoliopsida; Malpighiales; Euphorbiaceae. Gene Ontology annotation, molecular function: quercetin 7-O-glucosyltransferase activity; quercetin 3-O-glucosyltransferase activity. The record is from RefSeq and is a predicted model, not a curated record.